ACAUCUCUGCCAACAGCAUCGGCAACACCACACCAAGAAAGAGAAAAUAAAAAGCAAAACAAAAAAUGGCAGAACAACAUCAGUCAAUAGAAAAUUUUAUCGAAAUCGUAAAAAGUAACAACAUUUUGUGGGAUUUAACAAAUCCCGAUUAUAAAAAUAUAAAAAAGAAAGCUGUAGUUUGGAGGAAAAUAUCUCAAGAAUUUGGUUUACCACCUGAGACUUGCAAGAGAAAAUGGAAAAGUUUAAGAGAUUGUUGUUGCAGAGAUUUAAAUAAAAAAACAGAUCCUAAUCAGAGUGGAGAAGAGUCAGAAGCUGCAUGGAAAUAUCGUGAACACAUGGAAUUUGUUAGGGAUUUUAUCAAACCGAAAAUGUCAAUUUUUCAAACAACAGAUUCCAAAAAACCAAGUCCAACUCGCAUCUGGAAUGGAAAACCAAAGACAACAACGCUAGAGACAACAUUCCUGUCAACUAUGAAAACCGUGCAAGAGUCCCUGAAGAGACCUCAUCAGGACAAACCUAGUAAAUCAACUUCGGAUGAUGAAGAUGAUUUAUUUUGCCAAUCUCUUAUAAAAAAGAUUAAGAAAUUUCCAUUAUCCUUGAAGAAUGAUGCAAAACUCGAAAUGCUUCGGUUUUUAAAUUCCGUUGAAAAUAAGUUGCACAGUGAAACUGAUGAUGUUAAUAGUUUUUUAUAAAACUAAUUAU
This is a messenger RNA of Episyrphus balteatus (marmalade hoverfly), 702 nucleotides long. RefSeq lists its product as uncharacterized. Gene Ontology annotation, molecular function: DNA binding. Lineage: Eukaryota; Metazoa; Arthropoda; Insecta; Diptera; Syrphidae. The record is from RefSeq and is a predicted model, not a curated record. Bases 66 to 692 code for a protein of 208 amino acids. Gene Ontology annotation, cellular component: transcription regulator complex; nucleus. The transcript has 3 exons. Gene Ontology annotation, biological process: regulation of transcription by RNA polymerase II.